Puntigrus tetrazona (Sumatra barb) is the source of this 3001-nucleotide messenger RNA. It is a transcript of the gene gnai3, whose product is annotated as guanine nucleotide binding protein (G protein), alpha inhibiting activity polypeptide 3. The record is from RefSeq and is a predicted model, not a curated record. NCBI's taxonomy places the organism in Eukaryota, Metazoa, Chordata, Actinopteri, Cypriniformes, Cyprinidae. The transcript is spliced from 9 exons. Bases 526 to 1590 code for a protein of 354 amino acids. Gene Ontology annotation, biological process: adenylate cyclase-modulating G protein-coupled receptor signaling pathway. Gene Ontology annotation, cellular component: heterotrimeric G-protein complex. Gene Ontology annotation, molecular function: G-protein beta/gamma-subunit complex binding; GTPase activity; G protein-coupled receptor binding.
GUCAGUCACGCGCUUCAAACGGGAGAGCCACCGGAGAACGAGUCAAUGCGCGCAACGAGAACGAUUCGUUCAUUUAAAAGAUUUGUUCAAAAACACCGAUUCGUUAGGGGCUCUAACUGCGAUCCACCGCGAGACAUUUAGCUACAUGUUUUGGAUACAGUCUUGGAUACCGUUUUUGCGUGAAAAAAACUUAAACCGGCGUUCAACAGCAGACCGCAGAACACCAGCGGUGGAAACUUUUUAGUCACGGAAACAUUGUUCAUCUGGCUUUGUGGUUUUGGAUCCUCUGCUCUGUCCCCGACCGAUGUAGUUUCGGUGGAUCUCGGUCCGGUUUAAGCUCGAUGUUACAAGACCCCGCCGUUUAAAUAUGUUUUAAAGUAUCUGUUUUCAUACGCUGGCAUCGUCUCGUGCGAACCCGCCAACGCCUUUUCUCUGCUCGGCUUCGUUAUCCGUCAAGGUGAAGGAACAUUACCGCAACGUCCAGUUUUAAAGGUUCCCUUUAAUCGUUUAUAAACGUUUUGCAAAAUGGGUUGCACGUUAAGUGCUGAAGAUAAAGCAGCGAUGGAGAGGAGUAAGAUGAUUGACCGGGACCUGCGGGAGGACGGAGAGAAAGCAUCCAGAGAAGUCAAACUACUGCUGCUCGGUGCUGGGGAAUCGGGGAAGAGCACAAUAGUGAAACAAAUGAAGAUCAUUCAUGAAGAUGGCUACUCGGAUGAGGAGUGCAAGCAGUAUAAAGUCGUAGUUUAUAGCAACACUAUUCAAUCCAUCAUUGCCAUUAUUAGGGCCAUGGGCCGCUUAAAGAUCGACUUUGGGGAUCCUGCAAGAGCGGACGAUGCUCGGCAGCUCUUUGUCCUCGCCGGCACUGCAGAGGAAGGAGUCAUGACCCCUGAGCUCUCUGGGGUCAUCCGCCGGCUGUGGAAGGACGAAGGAGUACAGACGUGUUUCGUUAGAUCGCGAGAGUAUCAGCUCAAUGAUUCAGCAGCCUACUAUCUAAACGACCUGGAUAGGAUAUCCCACCUCACCUACAUGCCCACUCAACAAGAUGUGCUGAGGACUCGAGUCAAGACCACUGGCAUUGUAGAAACACACUUCACCUUCAAAGAGCUCUACUUCAAGAUGUUUGAUGUUGGUGGCCAGCGUUCAGAACGGAAGAAAUGGAUCCACUGUUUUGAAGGUGUCACUGCUAUUAUCUUCUGCGUGGCGCUCAGCGACUAUGACCUGGUGCUAGCUGAGGAUGAAGAGAUGAACCGUAUGCAUGAGAGCAUGAAGCUUUUUGACAGCAUCUGCAACAACAAAUGGUUCACAGACACAUCCAUCAUUCUCUUCCUCAAUAAGAAGGAUCUGUUCGAGGAGAAGAUCAAAAGGAGUCCACUUACGAUAUGCUACCCAGAAUACUCUGGAACAGACACUUACGAGGAGGCAGCAGCAUACAUCCAGUGCCAGUUUGAGGAUCUGAACAGAAGAAAGGACACAAAGGAGAUCUACACACACUUCACUUGUGCCACGGACACCAAGAACGUACAGUUUGUGUUUGAUGCGGUCACUGAUGUGAUCAUCAAGAAUAACCUCAUAGAGUGUGGCCUCUAUUGAAGCAACAUCUGUCUGAUAAGUUAUUUAUGGAAGAUUUCCGAAGUUCACUGACUGGUUUCUUCUGUUGGCGAACGAACAAGAGAGACUUCCUCCCCGCUGCAUGCACUCUUUACACUAAAUGCAGUACCUAAGCCCAUGGACAUUUUCCUCCCAUAUCCUUCUUAAUAACAGUCUGUUAUGGACAUUAUUUCUUUUUUGUUACUUUAUUGCCAUUACAGCUUCAUUCUGUUCACUAUGCAUUAAUCAUAAUCCACAACUGACAGUAAUAUGUGUCUAUAUACUAACCUCAGUUGCAUCCAAUAUCUUUGUUUAGUUUUUUUUUUUAACACAACAGACAGCGAGAUUUUGAUCUGAGUGCUUUUAAUAACAAUAUCAGUUCUUAUUUGAAAGUUAGCUAAUUUAAAAAAUUUUUAAAGUUAGCUAUUGUAUUAAUUUUUAGGACUGUAUUUAAGUUUGCAUAUAUUUGCAUACUUCCCCGAAUUAAGCAGCUAGUGUGGGAACUAUUGUUGUAUAUUGUGUUAUACCUUUAGUAAUUCACAGCCCAAAUCACACAGCAAUAGGACGCCAUUUAUUUUUUCAUUAAUUAGGCAUGGAUCGUUUUAUAUAACGCUUCAUACAACCCACUAUUUUUGUAUCUCUUGAAGACCAGUAAAGAUGUGAACAAAUGUUUUUCUCACAGAUACAUUUCUGAAUGGUUCAGAAAUAACGACUCUGUUGGGUCAAGAACACGAUGGCCAGAUUUUCAUUCUUGAUGGGGUACAAAUUUUACAAGACUUGUUUGAUGUGCUUUUGUUUAAUCCUGUGGAUUUCAGUAUUUUUAAACAAAUUGACACAAUGUGAUCUGGUUUUUAAUACAUGUAUUUAAUAUUGAAAUGUGCUGACAUCAAGUCAGAUGUUGCUUCCAGAACAUGCCAAACAGCCAGAGUUACCAGCACGAGCAAGACAGACACGAUCUGUAUAUUACUAAAAAAAGUAUAGUAUUCCAAUUAGAGUACAUUCAUGUACUCAGUCUGUAUUCAUGCAACAAUCUGUGAAUUCUUUUCUAUAUCACUGUGCAUUAUUUUAUUAAACUAUUUUAGCUAUAGUGCAGUUGAACAUCUAGCUUUAAUGAUAGCACUGAAUCACUAAUAUGCUAACAACCUGAUUUGUUUAGCUUUCUGAAAACCCUUUUGUUGAUUAUAACUUAAAACCUGUUGUUUUAUGGGCUUUUCUGAUCACAUGUAACUCUGCAAAACACAAUGUCAACAAUUUCCACAGAUUUGAGAAUAUGCAUAUAUAAUCAAAUUGCAAAAGAGUAUAUACAUAAUCACGAUCAGAAAUAAUUUACAUUUUAGUCUUUGAUGUUCAAACGGUAAAUGCAAAUUUUAACAAAGAAUCAUACCUAAAUAUAUUUUGUCUUGUUUUAAUGAGA